Messenger RNA from Brettanomyces nanus, 2466 nucleotides. RefSeq lists its product as uncharacterized. The record is from RefSeq and is a predicted model, not a curated record. The coding region runs from base 1 to 2466 and encodes 821 amino acids. Gene Ontology annotation, cellular component: Cul3-RING ubiquitin ligase complex. Gene Ontology annotation, biological process: ubiquitin-dependent protein catabolic process; protein ubiquitination. The transcript has a single exon. Lineage: Eukaryota; Fungi; Ascomycota; Pichiomycetes; Pichiales; Pichiaceae. Gene Ontology annotation, molecular function: ubiquitin protein ligase binding.
AUGCUUCCCAAUUCUACUAGAGGAAGAACUAAGAUUCGGCCACCCAGAAAAAUUCUAUCUUCUGAGGUUGAUGUAGAGAAAUCUUGGGCAGUUCUCCAGAAAGCCAUUGAGGAGAUUCAGCAUAAAAACGCUUCCAAACUUUCCUUCGAGGAAUUGUAUAGAAAUGCGUACAAUUUGGUACUUCGCAAGCAUGGAAAGUUACUUUAUGAUCGUGUUGAGGGGCAGAUUCGUAAGUGUCUUUCCGAGCAGGUUCGCCUAGGACUAUUAAAUAAACUGGCUUCAUCGGGCAUAGACGAUCGUCAGUUUUUACAGGCAUUAAAUAAGGAAUGGGAAGACCAUUUACUUAGUAUGAGGAUGAUUAGUGAUGUGCUAAUGUAUUUGGAUCGUGUGUAUGCGAAAGAGUCACAUCUUCCACUAAUAUACGAUGUUGGCCUAAAUGCUUUCAGGGAUAGUGUUAUCAAGUACAAUAACAAUGAGAUUGGAGAUAAGAUCAUAACUAUCAUAAUUGACUACUUGAACAGAAGUCGCCUUGGUGAAAUAGUCGACAAGUUCAUUAUCAAAGCAGUCAUUUAUAUGUUUGAAUCCCUUACUGAGGUUGUUAAUAUCGAUAUUUCUUCUGUUAGUGGAUCCGCUAAUUACGGUGAAAAUUACUACUUACAUUAUUUUGAACCGAGAUUGAUGCUUUCCAGUCAUGAAUAUUUUGAAGAUAAAUCGAUAGAGUUACUUGACCAGAGAUCCGGAGUCAUAUAUAUUGAGAAAGUGACCCAAUUGAUCCAGGAUGAGGAGUCUCGUAUCCAAAUGUAUCUUCCCGAUGUCUCUGCACCUAAGAUGUUGGAAUUGAUGGAUAAUGAUCUUAUAUCGAGAAACUUGGAAUCUAUUAUGAUGUUCGAAACUGAUGGUCUUAAACUUUGGAUUAAUGAUGAUAAUUAUACGUUACUACAGCUGUUGUUCAAAUUGAUCACGCGAGUGGAUUCGGAGCAUGAGAUGUUGAAGCGAAGGCUUCGAAGUAUCAUUCUUGAAAACGGGGAAGAGAUAAAUCAACUUUCUAAUGAACAGCUAGAACAGGAAGUAACCCAAAAGAAGCAGGAAGAAGAGAAAAAAAGGAUAAUUGCUGAAGCUCAUGGUAAGAAACUUGUGGUCCGUCACAGAUCAAGUAAGGAACAAGCCACAAGAUAUGCUAUCAGGUGGAUCCACAAUUUUCUUUCAUUGAAACGCAAAUACGACUUGGUGGCCGAGAAAUCGUUUGAUAAUAACAUCGGCAUACUGGAAGAGAUAGAUGCUGCAUUUUCUACAUUCUUCAACAGCAACAACAAGUCUGCUGAGUAUCUUUCAUUAUUCAUCGAUGACUGUAUUAGAAGGUCCCUCAAGGAUAAGUCAUCCGAUGAGGUGGAGCAAACAUUGAACAAUUGCAUAGUGGUUUUCCGUUUCAUUAAGGACAAGGAUGUUUUUGAGAAAUAUUACAAGAACCAUUUGGCUAAACGUCUUCUCCAGCAGAAAUCUCUCUCUAGUGAGAUUGAGAUGAAUAUGAUCACUAAGUUGAAACAAGAAAUUGGAUCCUCGUUUACUGCCCGAUUAGAGGGCAUGUUUAGGGACAUCAAGUUGUCUCAGGAACUCAGCUCAGAUUUUAACAAUAGAUUUGCUCGUCAGGAUGUUGGUGAAACUGAUGCAGGUGCCGAGAUUAGACAGAAAAACCACGGAAGAAAGCUUGAGCUUGAUUCGUCCAUCCUAACAACUAGUUUCUGGCCUAUGCCUAUAAAUAAGAGUAUGCACAGUAUUCAAUACCCUGACGAAUUGCAGGUUCUGAAAGAUCAAUACGAGGUGUUUUAUGAUAUCAAACAUCGGGGAAGAAACCUCACAUGGGCUCCAAAUUUUGGAACGGUUGAUAUUCGGAUACACUAUCCGAAAAAGACAUAUGAAGUUAAUAUGGCUACACUUGCCGCCGUUGUCAUACUAAAAUGCUUCAACGACAGCGAGGAUUUGAGAAAUAAACAUACAUUUGAAGAAAUUCAGGGAAUCACACAAAUACCGGUUCCCGAGUUAAAACGUCAUCUGCAAUCAAUAUCAGUUGCAUCAAGAUCUAGAUUGUUAAAGAAAACGCCGAUGUCACGUGAUAUUUGCGCUGGGGACCUGUUUGAGAUCAACGAGCAUUUUAAGUCCCCCCAGACAAGAAUCAAAGUGCUAACGGUCGCUUCUGGAUCUAAAGUGGAGGAUGAUCUCCAGAGGAGUGAGACGAUGGAGAUCAUUAAUAAGUCUAGAAUAAUGGAGACGGAAGCAGCAGUUGUGAGAAUUAUGAAGGCUAGAAGGGAGCUAAAGCAUCAAGAAUUGAUAAAUGAAGUGAUCAAGCAGUUGCUAAAUCGGUUCAAGCCGCAGCCGUCUUUCAUCAAGCAACGCAUAGAAGACUUGAUAGAGAAAGAAUACUUGAAAAGAGACGAGAAAGAUAGAUCUAUCUACCAAUACCUUGCAUAA